CGGAGGAAAUGUUUUUGCAGUUGGCGUCUCAAUAGUCAAUGGGGGAUUGUAAGCAAUAACUUCUCCUCAACUCUACUUUAUAACAUGGAAUUUUAUGCCAUCUUAAAAAGAAAUUGUAAUUGGGUUUUUAUUCUUUAAUGAAAUGAUGGGUUAACUUCCAAUGUUCUUUGAGAAACAGGGUAAUGGGUUCUGCUUUAUCAAACCUCAAGUACAUAACUGAAGCAUGUUCAGCUGGUGAGCGUAUAAUGGAAGUUACAAAACUAGUUCCCCAGAUUGAUUCAGACAACUUGGGGGGCAAAAUUCUGGAAAUUUUUUCAAGUGAAGUUGAAUUUAAACAGGUCAAGUUUGCCUACCCAUCAAGGCCUGAUAGCAUUAUACUAAACAACUUUUGCCUAAACAUACCAGCAGGAAAGACAAUUGCUUUGGUAGGUCCUAGUGGCUCAGGAAAAUCCACAGUGAUUUCACUGUUGCAAAGGUUCUAUGACCCUCUUGAGGGAGAGAUUUCUCUAGAUGGGAUUGCCAUUGAUAAGCUGCAGCUCAAGUGGCUAAGAUCACAAAUGGCAUCAGUAAGCCAAGAGCCUUCUCUGUUCUCAACCUCCAUUAAGGAGAAUAUACUCUUUGGCAAGGAAGAUGGUACAAUUGAGGAAGUAAUUGAGGCUGCCAAAGCUAGCAAUGCUCAUAAUUUCAUAUCUCAGCUGCCUCAAGGAUAUGAUACCCAGGUUGGUGAGAGAGGCAUUCAAGUAUCAGGAGGACAGAAGCAGAGGAUUGCCAUUGCAAGAGCAUUAGUUAGAAAACCCAAGAUCCUUCUUCUUGAUGAGGCCACCAGCGCAUUAGACUCUGAGUCAGAGAGGCUUGUUCAAGAGGCUCUCCACAAGGCAGCCAUGGGCAGAACAACCAUAGUCAUCGCACACCGCCUGUCCACCAUUCGAAACGCCGACGUUAUUGCCGUCAUGCAAAAUGGUAGCGUCACAGAAACUGGCUCACACGACGAGCUAAUACAAAACCAAAAUGGGCUUUACGCCUCAUUUGUUCGUCUCCAACAAAUUCCAAAAGAAACUUCAGAAGAUCAAUGUCACUGCAACAACAGUACUAAUAGUCCCGCUCUUCCAUCAUCUGCGAGCCAAUUGAAUUCGACCCCCGAGGACGCUGGAUUGGACUGUACUGCUGCUACUGCUAAAGAAAAUCCAAACAACAUGAUCAAACCCAGAGCUUCAUUUUGGAGAUUGAUGUCUAUGAGUCUUCCAGAGUGGAAGCAAGCGAUUUUAGGGUGUUUGAGUGCUGUUCUUUUCGGAGCGGUUCAGCCGGUGUACGGAUUCGUCAUGGGGACGACGAUAUCGGUGUUUUUCUUGACAAAUCAUGAUGAGAUGGAAGAGAAAAUAAGGACUUUUGCGUUGUGUUUUUUUGGGCUCUCCGUUUUCUCAAUGCUGAUUAAUAUCAUCCAGCAUUACAACUUCGCAUACAUGGGAGAGCUCUUGAGCAAUCGGAUUAGGGAGAGGCUGCUUUCAAAGAUACUCACUUUUGAAGUUGGAUGGUUCGAGCACCGACAAAACUCCAGCGCUACCCUUUGCUCUAGGCUCACCAAAGAAGCUGAAAUGGUGAGAUCUUUAGUGGGUGAUAGAAUGGGUCUUCUUAUACAAACCAUCUCAGGCGUCGCCAUAGCAUGGACAAUGGGGCUAAUAAUAGCAUGGAGACUUGCCGUGGUCAUUAUUGCCGCCCAACCCAUAGUCAUUGCCAGCCUGUAUGCAAAGCGAGUCCUACUCAAAACAAUGUCCACAAAAGCCAUCAAAGCCCAAGAGGAAAGUUGCAAGCUUGCUGCCGAAGCAGUCUCCAACAUCCGUACCAUCACUGCCUUCUCAGCCCAGAACACAAUUCUGAAGAUGCUAGAAAAGGCCCAAGAAGGCCCACGUAGAGAAAGCUUAAGACAGUCGUGGGUCGCGGGUAUUGGGCUCGGGUUUGCCCAGAGCAUCACAAUUCUCAAUUGGGGUGUCAGCUUUUUGUGGGGAGGCAUGCUUGUGAACAAGGGCCACGUCACAGCAAGAGCAGUCUAUGAAACCAUCAUAAUUUUGGUCACCACCGGCCGAACCAUAGCCGGUGCUGGAAGUAUGACAUCAGACCUUGCCAUGGGUUUGUAUGCAAUCGGGUCCAUUUAUGGUAUCUUGGACCGGACCACAAAAAUCGAGCCCCAAGUUCCUCAAGACAGGCAAGUAGAAAACAUAACAGGUCGAAUUCAAUUUCGUGACGUGGAUUUUGCAUACCCAACUAGGCCCAAUGCGAUGAUCUUCCAAGGCUUCUCGAUUGAGAUGGAAGCGGGAAAAUCUACGGCGUUGGUGGGACAAAGUGGGUCAGGCAAAUCGACCAUCAUCGGAUUAAUUGAGAGAUUCUACGAUCCAAUCAAAGGCGUGGUGGAAAUGGACGGCCGAGAUUUAAAGACGUACAACCUUAGAUCGUUGCGGAAACACAUGGCGUUAGUCAGCCAAGAGCCAACGUUAUUUGGUGGGACCAUAAGAGAGAACAUUGUAUAUGGAGCGUCCGAUGAGACGGACGAGACGGAGAUCGUGCAGGCCGCAAAGGCAGCCAACGCUCACGAUUUUAUCAGCGGAUUAAAGGACGGAUACGACACGUCGUGUGGGGAUAAAGGGGUGCAGCUAUCUGGAGGUCAAAAACAACGGAUAGCAAUAGCCAGGGCAAUACUAAGAAACCCAGCGGUGUUGCUAUUGGACGAGGCCACCAGCGCGCUCGAUAGCCAAUCGGAGAAGGUGAUGCAAGAAGCGCUGGAGCGGUUGAGGUUGGGGAGGACUAGCGUGGUGGUGGCCCACAGGUUAAGUACCGUACAUAACUGUGAUCUUAUUGUUGUGAUUGAAAAAGGAAAGGUGGUAGAGAAAGGGACCCACUCUUCCCUGCUGGCUAAGGGGCCCGCAGGUGCUUAUUACUCCUUGGUCAACCUUCCUGGUCCAAAGACACAGCCUUAGUUGACUAACAGAACUUGUGCUUAUUGGGCUUUAAGGCAAAGAGAAGAUGAAACUGUGA
Prunus avium (sweet cherry) is the source of this 3027-nucleotide messenger RNA. Lineage: Eukaryota; Viridiplantae; Streptophyta; Magnoliopsida; Rosales; Rosaceae. The record is from RefSeq and is a predicted model, not a curated record.